This is a messenger RNA of Lontra canadensis (Northern American river otter), 3471 nucleotides long. RefSeq names its product TBC1 domain containing kinase (gene TBCK). Lineage: Eukaryota; Metazoa; Chordata; Mammalia; Carnivora; Mustelidae. The record is from RefSeq and is a predicted model, not a curated record. The transcript is spliced from 26 exons. Gene Ontology annotation, molecular function: ATP binding; protein kinase activity. Bases 323 to 3004 code for a protein of 893 amino acids. Gene Ontology annotation, biological process: protein phosphorylation.
CGCCGACUGAAUUGAAGGUGGGGGCGGGGAAAGCUGGAAGCUGUCAGUGGAGAGAGUCAGACUCACGCUCCUGGCUAGAUUCCGAGCUGGAAAUUUCGGCGGAUCUAGCUAGCAGGCAAAGGGCAAUCUUAGCGCUCCAGGAGCGGCUUCUUUUGCAGAAGCACCUGAAAUGCAGGGUCUGGUACACUAAGCAGUAGCGGCAGCAGCAGCAGCCACUGCGACAGGCUGGGGCCCUGUGUAGACGCUCCAUCCCUUUGUGUUUGUGUCCGCCUGCGUCCCCAGACUCAGAGGCAGGUUAUCUUAGAAGAUCUAGGACUUGGAAAUGUUUCCCCUGAAGGAUGCUGAAAUGGGUGCCUUUACUUUUUUUGCCUCGGCUCUGCCACAUGAUGUUUGUGGAAGCAAUGGGCUUCCUCUCACACCAAAUUCCAUCAAAAUUUUAGGGCGAUUUCAAAUCCUUAAGACCAUCACCCAUCCCAGACUUUGCCAAUAUGUGGAUAUUUCUAGGGGAAAGCAUGAAAGACUGGUGGUGGUAGCUGAACACUGUGAACGGAGUCUAGAAGACUUGCUUCGAGAGAGGAAACCUGUGAGCUAUUCAACGGUUUUGUGCGUUGCAUUUGAGGUACUUCAAGGUCUGCAAUAUAUGAACAAACAUGGUAUAGUACACCGAGCACUGUCUCCUCAUAAUAUUCUUUUGGACCGAAAGGGACAUGUUAAAUUGGCUAAAUUUGGACUUUAUCACAUGACAGCUCAUGGUGAUGAUGUUGAUUUCCCAAUUGGGUAUCCAUCAUACUUGGCACCUGAGGUAAUUGCACAAGGAAUUUUCAAAACCACUGAUCAUGUAUCAAGUGAAAAACCAUUGCCUUCUGGCCCAAAAUCAGAUGUGUGGUCUCUUGGAAUCAUUUUAUUUGAGCUUUGUGUGGGAAGAAAAUUAUUUCAGAGCUUGGAUAUUUCUGAAAGACUAAAAUUUUUGCUUACAUUAGAUUGCGUAGAUGACACUAUAAUAGUUCUGGCCGAAGAGCAUGGCUGUCUGGACAUCAUAAAGGACCUUCCCGAAAAUGUGAUAAAUCUUUUGAAGAAGUGUCUCACCUUCCACCCUUCCAAGAGGCCAACUGCCGAUGAAUUAAUGCAGGACAAGGUAUUUAGUGAAGUGUCACCUUUAUAUACUCCCUUUACCAAACCUGCCAGUCUGUUUUCAUCUUCUUUGAGAUGUGCUGAUUUGACUCUGCCUGAGGAUAUCAGUCAGCUAUGUAAAGAUAUAAACAGUGAUUACCUGGCAGAAAGAUCUAUUGAAGAAGUCUAUUACCUUUGGUGUUUAGCGGGAGGUGACUUGGAGAAAGAGCUUGUCAACAAGGAGAUCAUUCGGUCUAAACCACCGAUCUGCACACUCCCCAAUUUUCUCUUUGAAGAUGGUGAAAGCUUUGGACAAGGUCGAGACAGAAGCUCACUAUUAGAUGACACCACCGUGACAUUGUCCUUAUGCCAGCUAAGAAAUAGAUUAAAAGAUGUUGGUGGAGAAGCAUUUUACCCACUACUUGAAGAUGACCAGUCUAGUUUACCUCAUUCAAACAGCAAUAAUGAGUUGUCUGCAGCUGCCACUCUCCCUUUAAUCAUCCGAGAGAGGGACACAGAGUACCAACUAAACAGAAUCAUUCUCUUUGACAGGCUGCUAAAGGCUUAUCCAUAUAAAAAAAAUCAAAUCUGGAAAGAAGCAAGAGUUGACAUUCCUCCUCUUAUGAGAGGUUUAACCUGGGCUGCUCUUUUGGGAGUUGAGGGGGCUAUUCAUGCCAAGUAUGAUGCAAUUGAUAAAGAUACUCCAAUUCCUACAGAUAGACAAAUCGAAGUGGAUAUUCCUCGGUGUCAUCAGUAUGAUGAACUGUUAUCAUCACCAGAAGGUCAUGCAAAAUUUAGGCGUGUAUUAAAAGCCUGGGUUGUGUCUCAUCCUGAUCUUGUGUAUUGGCAAGGUCUUGAUUCACUUUGUGCUCCAUUCCUAUAUUUAAAUUUCAAUAAUGAAGCCUUGGCUUAUGCAUGUAUGUCUGCUUUUAUCCCCAAAUACCUGUAUAACUUCUUCUUGAAAGACAACUCACAUGUAAUACAAGAGUAUCUGACCGUGUUCUCACAGAUGAUUGCAUUCCAUGAUCCAGAGCUGAGCAAUCAUCUCAAUGAGAUUGGAUUUAUCCCAGAUCUCUAUGCCAUCCCUUGGUUUCUCACCAUGUUUACUCAUGUAUUUCCACUGCACAAAAUUUUCCACCUCUGGGAUACCUUACUCCUUGGGAAUUCCUCUUUCCCAUUCUGUAUUGGAGUAGCAAUUCUCCAGCAGCUACGGGACCGGCUUUUGGCUAAUGGCUUUAAUGAGUGCAUUCUUCUCUUCUCUGAUUUACCAGAAAUUGACAUUGAACGCUGUGUGCGGGAAUCAAUCAACCUGUUCUGCUGGACUCCUAAAAGUGCUACUUACAGACAGCAUGCUCAACCUCCAAAGCCAGUUCCUGAUAGCAGUGGCGUCAGAAGUUCGACACCUUUUUUCUCCACUGAGUGUCCAGAUCCUCCAAAAACAGAUUUGUCAAGAGAAUCUAUCCCAUUAAAUGACCUAAAGUCAGAAGUAUCACCCCGGAUUUCAGCAGAGGACCUGAUUGACUUGUGUGAACUCACAGUGACAGGCCAUUUCAAAACACCCCCCAAGAAGACAAAGUCCAGUAAACCAAAGCUCCUGGUAGUUGACAUCCGGAAUAGUGAAGAUUUUAUUCGGGGUCAUAUUUCAGGCAGCAUCAACAUUCCAUUUAGUGCUGCCUUCACUGCAGAAGGGGAGCUUACCCAGGGCCCUUUCACUGCUGUGCUCCAGAGCUUCAAAGGGAAGGUCAUUGUCAUCGUGGGGCAUGUGGCAAAGCACACAGCAGAGUUUGCAGCACAUCUUGUGAAGAUGAAAUAUCCAAGAAUCUGCAUUCUAGAUGGUGGAAUUAAUAAGAUCAAGCCAACAGGCCUCCUCACUGUCCCAUCUCCUCAAAUAUGAAGAACCAAGACUGUGACUAUGAAAAGGACAGAGUGGUAUCAGCUCCCAAUUGCCCAACUCUUCAUGGCCUCGCUACUCGAAGACAGAGCUAGACUUCCAGAUUGUUGCAUUUCCAUAAAGUUUUAUCACAAAACAUUUUUUUUUUAAAUCUCAUAACUCACAUGUUCAGCUAUUCAGGCACAAACUUGACUGUACAUGUAUUGCUGAAAGAAUGUCCUUAACAGUGAAAUCUGAUCAUGUAUUUUUACCACAGUGCAACACAAAGCCAGAGGAAUUCAGCUGACAAGGCAGAUUUAGCAUUAUCAAGAAAUCUCAGUUGCACUGAAAAGUUGUCUCCAACUGCACUGACCAGACAGUCCUAACAAAGGUAUUGUUUAGAAACAUAGACUGAAUGGGGGUGGAAUAAUCUUUCCAUGAUAGUGAAAAGUAAAAAGCUAUUCGCAAUAUAUUCCUUAUAAGUAAAUGCU